AUGAGAUCUACAUCUCUUAUUUAUUCAAAAAAAAAUAAGCAAAUGCCACGUUCACAAGAUGAAAAAAACACUGAAAUGUUAAGAAAAAUGUCACAACUUCCUGGAAAUAAAAGAUGCAUGGAUUGCCAAGCAAUUGGUCCUGUUUAUGUAGUUAUUGAUUUUGGUACUUUUGUAUGUCAAACAUGUAGUGGUAUUCAUAGAGAGUUUGGACAUAGAGUCAAAUCCAUUUCUAUGGCAACUUUUAAGCCAGAAGAAAUAGCUAAAGUUAAAACAAUCGGCAAUGAAAAUGCUAGAAGAAUUUGGCUUGGUCGAUGGACAACAGCUGAUUACCCAUUACCUGAAAGUGGAAAUGAAAGAAGAAUUAGAGAGUUUAUGAAAUUAAAGUACCAAGACAAAAAGUGGUUUGACCAAGCUGCUUACAACCAAAUUAUGAAUGGACAAACACCUCCCCCUGUCACUCAUCAUCCUGUUGUUCAAGAAAAUAUACCUAAUAACACUCAACCAAUUCAACAACAACCACAACAAAUUCACAAUACUCAGAACGCAGGCUUUUGGAAAGACGACGAUAAUGUUGGACCAAUUAAACCAGCCCAACAACAACACAACCAAAGCAUUUUAAAUAUUCAAAAUGAACAACCUAAAAAGAAAGUUGAUUUCAUGGCUCUCUUUGACCAAGCUAUGCAACAACCUGCUCCUUCCCAACAACCUCAAAUCCAACAACAAGCACCAAUGGACCUUUUUGCUCAACAACCAAAUCCUUCUCAACAAUAUCCUGCUUUUAAUAUGCAACAACAAUACCCUAUGUUUACUCAACAACCAGCAGCUUCUACUCUUAUGCAACAACCAACACAACCUAUGUUUACUCAACAACCAAUACAGCCUAUGGGCUAUCAACAACCAACACAACCAAUGAAUUACCAACAACCAAUGAUGCAACAACAAUACUCUAUGUUUACUCAACAACCAACACAACCUAUGGGCUAUCAACAACCAGCAGCUUCUACUCUUAUGCAACAACCAGCAACCACUACUCCUGUUCAACAACCAAAACCACAACCGAAACCAGAUGUUUUUGCUUCACUUGGGUCUUAUCAUCCAAAAGCAAAAACAACACAACCUGAGCCUCAAGCAGCCCCUGCACCAUCUGGAAGUGAUGUCUUUGAUUUUAUCUAAAGGAGAAGACUUACUUUUUCUUUUACUUGUCUCAUGGAAAAUAGCUAAAAGUUUAUUGAUUGGCUGUUUUUUGUUA
This is a messenger RNA of Entamoeba histolytica HM-1:IMSS, 1249 nucleotides long. RefSeq lists its product as uncharacterized. Lineage: Eukaryota; Evosea; Mastigamoebida; Endamoebidae. The coding region runs from base 1 to 1173 and encodes 390 amino acids. The transcript has a single exon. The record is from RefSeq and is a predicted model, not a curated record. Gene Ontology annotation, molecular function: GTPase activator activity.